AAAAAUAAUAAUAAUAAGAAAACGGGAUUUUCUGGUCACUGUCCUUGCCACGUCAUCAGUAACGUGUUAAAACCACUUCUUCUUUGUGCUAUUUCUCGCCGGCGAACGUUUCUGCUCAUCUUUUUUUCUUUUCAGAGUUCUCUCUCUCUCUCUCUCUCUCUCUCUCUCUCUCUCUGUGCUUGUACUUGUCGUUCUCUUUCUUUCUCUUUAUUUUUUUAGUUAUUACAAAUUCGCAUCGAACAAAGGGUAACCCUCGUGGUAACGACUCUCUCUGAUUGGUUACAAGGAAUGAUGCAGGUUCUGGUGGGACCCACUUUCACCGUAGACGUUCAGUCGUCUCCGCCGCCACCGACGCUGGUGAUGGGCUACGCCGGAGAGAAUCCAAGCAACGACGCCGUCGAACGCGCGGUUCCAUUGCCCCUUUUCGACGGCGAGUCAUCGGAGAGCUCGUCGUCAAUCGGAACGCCGGACGACAGCGAGGACGAAAACGACGACGUGUCGUCGAAAAGAGAGAAUAACGAAGAAGAAGAAGAGGUUCAAAGCAAGUUGAAGAAGGGUUUGAACUCUUUGGAUUCUUUAGAAGACUCUCUUCCAAUCAAGAGGGGAUUAUCGAAUCAUUUCAUAGGGAAAUCAAAGUCAUUCACGGAUUUAUCCCAAGUGAACACAGUGAAGGAACUAGAGAAGCAAGAGAACCCUUUCAAUAAGAGAAGAAGGGUUCUCAUUGCAUCCAAGUUGUCAAGAAAAUCCUCUUUCUAUACCUGGUCAAACCCCAAAUCAAUGCCUCUUUUACCUCUCAAUGAGGAUGAAGAUGAUGAUUAUUAUGAACCAGACAAUGCCACAAAAGUGUCUCCUUCUCAAAAUCAAGUUCAGCUGAGACAGCAUAACAGAAUAGUACCUCACUCUUAUGCUUCUCAUAUGAAGCUUAGACUAAGAAGCUUUAAGUCAAGAAGCCUUUCUCUCGCAGAUCUGCAAGAACAUGACGAGGACGAGGACGAGGAAGUGGAAGUGGAAGAAUUAGAUAAUAUUGAUUAGGUUAAAAUAUUUUGUGUCUAUAUUGGAACUCUUAUUUUUAAUUUGCUCUUUGUACAAAAAUUAGAAUAAAUUGUUAUCUUUGAUGGUGUUAGUAAACUAUAGUAAAAAUCUUAUCUUUUUAUCU
This is a messenger RNA of Gastrolobium bilobum, 1156 nucleotides long. Its product is annotated as protein OXIDATIVE STRESS 3 LIKE 4-like. The record is from RefSeq and is a predicted model, not a curated record. The transcript is spliced from 2 exons. Bases 289 to 1032 code for a protein of 247 amino acids. NCBI's taxonomy places the organism in Eukaryota, Viridiplantae, Streptophyta, Magnoliopsida, Fabales, Fabaceae.